Messenger RNA from Talpa occidentalis (Iberian mole), 2386 nucleotides. RefSeq names its product ubiquitin C-terminal hydrolase L5 (gene UCHL5). The transcript has 11 exons. The record is from RefSeq and is a predicted model, not a curated record. Bases 71 to 1060 code for a protein of 329 amino acids. Gene Ontology annotation, biological process: ubiquitin-dependent protein catabolic process; protein deubiquitination. Gene Ontology annotation, molecular function: proteasome binding; cysteine-type deubiquitinase activity. Lineage: Eukaryota; Metazoa; Chordata; Mammalia; Eulipotyphla; Talpidae. Gene Ontology annotation, cellular component: cytoplasm; Ino80 complex.
UGUCCGGUGGCUGCUGGUGCGGGGGGCGGCCGGAGCGAGAGGUGGAGCGGGGCGGUGUGUGGCCGGGGCCAUGACGGGCAAUGCCGGGGAGUGGUGCCUCAUGGAAAGCGACCCCGGGGUCUUCACCGAGCUCAUUAAAGGAUUCGGUUGCCGAGGAGCCCAAGUAGAAGAAAUAUGGAGUUUAGAGCCUGAGAAUUUUGAAAAGUUAAAGCCAGUUCAUGGGCUAAUUUUUCUUUUCAAGUGGCAGCCAGGAGAAGAACCAGCAGGUUCUGUGGUUCAGGACUCCAGACUUGACACAAUAUUUUUUGCCAAGCAGGUAAUUAAUAAUGCUUGUGCUACUCAAGCCAUAGUAAGUGUGUUGUUGAACUGUACCCAUCAAGAUGUCCAUUUAGGAGAGACGUUAUCAGAAUUUAAAGAAUUUUCACAAAGUUUCGAUGCAGCUAUGAAAGGUUUGGCACUGAGCAAUUCAGAUGUGAUUCGACAAGUGCACAACAGUUUCGCCAGACAACAAAUGUUUGAAUUUGAUGCAAAGACAGCAGCAAAAGAAGAAGAUGCUUUUCACUUUGUCAGUUAUGUUCCUGUUAAUGGAAGACUGUAUGAAUUAGAUGGAUUAAGAGAAGGACCGAUUGAUUUAGGUGCAUGCAAUCAAGAUGACUGGAUCAGCGCGGUGAGGCCAGUCAUAGAAAAAAGGAUACAAAAGUACAGUGAAGGUGAAAUUCGAUUUAAUUUAAUGGCUAUUGUGUCCGACAGAAAAAUGAUAUAUGAGCAGAAGAUAGCAGAGUUACAAAGACAACUUGCAGAGGAGGAACCCAUGGAUACAGAUCAGGGUAAUAAUAUGUUAAGUGCCAUUCAGUCAGAGGUUGCCAAAAAUCAGAUGCUUAUUGAAGAAGAAGUACAAAAAUUAAAAAGAUAUAAGAUUGAAAAUAUAAGAAGGAAGCAUAAUUAUCUCCCUUUCAUUAUGGAAUUGCUAAAGACUUUAGCAGAACACCAGCAGUUAAUACCGCUAGUAGAAAAGGCAAAAGAAAAACAGAAUGCAAAGAAAGCACAGGAAACCAAAUGAAGAAAAUACUCUGCAAAUUUCUACUUCUGCACUUAUUUUCAUGGAAACCAUUAAGUAUAAAGAACUUUGAGCAACAUCCUAAUUGACUCUGCACGUUUGGCAAUAGUACCAUUCUGUUUUGUCUCUAAUGCAUGGAUACGUAAACGUUUUCCCAACCUGCAUCAUGUGCAUGUAGUGCAUAUUAAAUAAAAGUGAUGUUAAGAGUGAGUGUUUGCCCAAAUUCUAUUGUUUAACUUUGGAUCUGAGAACUCCUGUUGCUUCUCUGGAUAGAUCACUGCUGUAAUAAACCAAGAAAGUGCACAGAUGAUGUUCUCUACCUGUAAUUGUUAUAAUUAAUCUUUCAAUCUCUGCUCAGUUAAAUGCUCAAAACUUAUAAAUUUCAGAUCUUGAGUAAACUUGAUCUCUUGUUUCUUCUCAUCAUUAAUGAAAAAUAAUCAGUAUUUUUGUCUUUGAUAUCUAUAUAUUUUGAGGGUUUUAAUGUUGGGUUUUGUUGCCUAUAUCUAUUACUUGAAAAAAUAUGAUUUUAAUGCAGAUCAUUUGAAAAAGUACAAAAGUCAGUUUCUAGUAGUUUGCAUUGCUACCAAUAGGAAAAGUAAUAAACACCUCAAUUUUACUUUAGCCAGAAUUAAGUGUUUGGGGUUUUUAAUUUAUGUAUUAUAGAAUUAUUUCAGAAAGGUGUAUUAUUCCUGAAAGCAAAAUUUCAGGUUAAGAACAAAUUGUAAAUCUUAAAGAUUUUUGGUAUUACUUUCAGUUUGCCAACAAUUUUUCAAGCUGUGUAAAUUAUAUCUUCAUAAAAAAUUGGACGUUUGACAAUUAAGGUUAUCUGCUUUUUUAAAAAAAAUGGGGGAUGGUAGUGGAGGAUCCUUCUGUGCCAUGUGAAGAAAAUUAAUAGAGCCCAAUAGUUUUUACAAGCCAUGUACUACAAUGGAGUUGUUCUUUUUUUUUUUUUUAAAUGACCUUGGAGAGUUGCUGUGUUUUUUGUUUUAUAAAAUAUAUUGUAUUCUUGUUCCUAUUCCUUAUUUACAAGUUAAAUUUUAAAGGACAUUUUAUAAAAACAACAUUUUAUAAAGGAAAGAAGUAGUCUACCUUUUUCUUUAGUAGGCACAUUUCUGAGAUUGACACUUGACUUUUUAUCAUUUUAUUAUGGGAAAGUUUAAACGUGUGAGGAGACUUGCAUGUUCAUAUUCUAACUUCAAAAACGUGGAUAUUUUGUUCAUAAGUUUACUAUUUUGUAGUAUUAUUAAAUAACUAAUGUGAGAAAGCCUGGUGGGAAUUGAGUAAAAUAACGAAUUAUUUUUCACCCAUAAUUCAAUUUAAAGUAAUAAA